GAGAGCGCCGUCUCUUCCUGCCGGGAGUCCAGUGUGUUAAGGCCGUCGAGCGAACUUACGGAAACCCAAUUCGCGUUUUUGACUUUUUUUUAUCGACGUAAAGAAGAUAACGAAACUUCCAAGAUGAACAUGAUGCAGACGACGAAGCGCAUGGCGCGGAACGUGACCACGGGAUGUAUGGGCCUCAUGUUUCCUCAAAAUGGAGUCCUCGAAUGUUCGGUGCACUACGGCUCGAGUGCGCCCUCCUCCCCACAUCUCCAGAGAGCCGCGGCCUUGGACGUUCACAGCGGCGCCGCCGCCAAACACCGACCCAGCGUCUUGGAAGUGAGCCCCAAGGGCGGCUUCGCCACCAUUAAGAACCAACACGACGACAUCGACGACGCGUCUCUGCCGUGCACGCCCGAGCUCCACAGCCUGGACGACGACGUGCACGCCGGAGACGCGGCCCUGGACGCGGAGACAAGGAGCCUCGUUAGCGGCUUCCUCACUGAAUUUACCGGCCUUUCGACGGGUCAGUGGUUGGAAAGCAAAGCGCAGUCCACCAUGAAAAGAGUCGUGAGGAACGUGCUGGAAAAGCACCGAUAUAAAUACAACGGUAUGCUCAAAACUCUUUGUCUGGACCAGAAAGGGGACAACAUGGACUUUGUGGGUUCAGUAGCCAAGAGCCUCUUCUCAGAUGGGACCACAAACUGGGGCCGCAUUGCCAGUCUGGUGGCGUUCGGGGCGGUGGUGUCCCAGUACCUGAAGAACAAGGACAGGGGACACUGUGUGCCCCUGGUGGCCCAGGAGAUCUCUUCGUUCCUGCUGGAACACCAACGAAACUGGCUAGUGAAAAACAAUUCAUGGGAUGGUUUUGUAGAGUUCUUUCAGGAAGCUGACCCAGAGUCCGCAGUGAGGAAAACGCUCAUGGCCGUUGCGGGGUUUGCCGGCAUCGGGGCGACACUGGCCCUGUUGAUCAGGUGAAUUUGUCGGACUCUUAAAAAGACUGUUUUUGACGUGAACAACGUUGAUGCUGGAUACAUGGAAGAACCUCCACGAUGCCCUCAGACUUACACAUGGAAAUGAAGGCUGAGUCGCAGUAUAGUUCAAUAUUUUUGGUUUUCAAACCUGCGGCCGAAGCAUUUUCGUCAUGGACACUUUACCUUGUCGAGCAGUUGAGAUCUAUUUAAUUUAUAAAUAAAUUUAUUUUUCUAAGAUAUCAAGUAUGUUUCUAUGCAAAUUUGAGAAAAGCAUUUGGUCUGAUCAGCGCUUGAAUUUUGUUCGAUUUAGUUUACGGGCUGAUAUUCCCCCACCACCGCCGUGUUGUAUGACUUUGAAGAUAGCGACAUAUUCCACGCGCAGCAACGACGAAUCCGAUUUCCAUAAGUCUCAUUCCCGACCGCCCGGCGAUCCAUCCCCGGGAGCGGAACAAGGCACGCUUGCAUCCGCGUGGCACGACGAUCCCUCCGAGUCGGCUCGGCGCCACGGAGCGACUCCCACAGAACUUUGGGACGUAUCGGGGCCUGCAAGCUCCCCAGAUCCAGGAUUCACUCCCAAGGAUCGAGUUGGGGAGCGAAGUGCAAAAUAGCGCGAGACAGUGCGAAGAUGAUGCUCUUUCGGUGAGGGCGGCAUCCAGCUGUGAGCUGCCAAGAGUUGUGUAGAUAAUGUUGGAAUUAUUAGUUAAUAAACUAUUCACUUGAA
Molecule: messenger RNA, 1680 nt
Organism: Nerophis lumbriciformis (worm pipefish)
Lineage: Eukaryota; Metazoa; Chordata; Actinopteri; Syngnathiformes; Syngnathidae
Gene: mcl1b
Product: MCL1 apoptosis regulator, BCL2 family member b
Biological process (GO): release of cytochrome c from mitochondria; extrinsic apoptotic signaling pathway in absence of ligand; regulation of apoptotic process
Cellular component (GO): mitochondrial outer membrane
Molecular function (GO): BH domain binding; channel activity
Source: RefSeq, a predicted model, not a curated record